AUGGGUUUGUCAGGAACAGUGAACGGAAAAGAAAUUAACAAGAAUCUUUUUUAUGAAAAUGCCAACAAAUUAGAAGUAUGUCAUAUCAAUAACGAUGCUAUGGGUUCUAUUAAAGAAAUUUAUACCGAACCAAACUCGAAACGAGUUCAAUAUAUAUAUGCUGUUAUUCAUAGGAGACACUUGGAUACUGGUUCGGAAGUAUCAAAAAAAUGUCGGAAAAUUCUUAAAGAAAGCUACAACUACGUUGAAGGAGAUGCUUGUGGGCAUAUCAUCGCAAGAAGAUUGGGUGGUACAGGUAAUGAUAUUAAGAAUCUUUUUCCACAGAAUUCACAAGUUAAUAAUACAACGUAUAAAUCAAUGGAAGCUAGAGUAUACAAUCAUGUCAAAAGUGGAACGGGUUGCUAUACUGAGAUGCAUGUACGUCUAGAUUACGAUGAUUCUAACAACCAUUCAACUAUUGAAAAACGUCCCUAUCGCAUCAUCUAUCUGAUUGUAUUCAAAGAUGCACAUGGACAAACCAUACGCAUAGAAGCAGAUUGUGAAGAAAAUCCAAAAUCUUCUCCUACUGACAAACUGGCGACUGAAAAUGUUGUCGUACUAUCUGUUUCAGAACCAUAA
This is a messenger RNA of Rotaria sp. Silwood2, 618 nucleotides long. The record is from the annotation of a GenBank genome assembly. NCBI's taxonomy places the organism in Eukaryota, Metazoa, Rotifera, Eurotatoria, Philodinida, Philodinidae.